AUGCGAGGGGUGCUCAGACUGAGACGACUGGCCAUACGCCAGACAUGGUCACUGUCGCCAUCGCUGAGUCGAAAAAUGGCAACGAUCACCGCAGAAAGGGUAGACGAAGUCGAGCUUGAACCGAGCGCAGAGUAUCAUCCACCUCAACCCACCUCGCUCAGAAUCAGCGCUCCCCGGAUCCCCUGGAGUGAGAGAGCCUCGCCCGAAGCUGGACCUUCAAGAACAGUCGAUCGCGAGCAAUAUGCCGAAGCGACAUUGUCAAGCUCCCGUCAAGACUCCAAAGGCAAGGAUGUCUUCCGUCAAGGUACCCAAAUGUCCGAAGACGAGAUUCUCGACCAGCUAGUCGAAGUUGUCGGAUCCGCGCCAUUAUCAGAUUACCCGCCGUUCCCCCUGAUCGAAUUAUCGGCGCGAAGGUUGUCAUCACGCUCCAGCACUGUCUGGUCUCUCUACAGUCAACUUCCCAUCCCUACUCGCCGGUCUCUUGACCCCGAGAUUUUACGCAAAAUCCUCUUCAUCGUCACGCCUCAUGCUCCUGUUCCCUAUCAAAAAUCCGAGGACAGAUACUCGCUUCAAAUGGACCGGUCAUCAAGGUGCGAGAGGCGACUCCAAGCCAUCAUUGCGGACCUGGAAUUCUCCAUGUCGAUCACUCAGCUCGACUAUGCAGUUGCGAUGCACAGAGUGGCACUCUACGGUGGCAUAGUGGCUGUCUCUCGCAUUCAUACACUUUUGCUCGAAAGGGUCCCCGAAUCAGCCCUGCGUCCGGAAAUCUUCGUCCAUACCCUACGAACUCGUUUAUUAGCCUUGGAGACUUGGUGUCGAGCCCAUCGGGCGAGCUCAAAGCCUAUAAGCACAGCUGCUGCUUGGGAAAUGAGUGUCAUGGAGCGGAACGAGCUCACUGGAGGAAGUUUCGGGACAGUAGGAACAGACGACAGGUCUGCCAAGGAUCCUCUGGCCCUAGCGAAGAAGGCCAGGAGACGUGACUUUUACAAACCUGUGGUUCCUUUAGAAUGGGGCGAACGUAUAGACUCGGUCGCUGGAAGUCUACUUCAAGUCCUGUGGUCUGUCCUGCGGGAUGUCAAUGAGAAGCCAGAGCUGUUCACUCCGGAGAUUGUGAACGAUAUCAUCAAAUCUCUGAAUUACAUACGAGACGUUUUCCAGCAUCGAGAUGAACGAAAGGAUGUCGACAAGAUGCUCGUGGAUGUCUUCCAAGGACUACUGGGACUGAAUCUACAGAGUCUGGCUCCUCAAGUGAACCCGGCGGUCCAUCUUAACCAAGAUUCUCUCCUCGCAUUGUGUAACCUCCUUGGGCAGAAUGGUGAAACAUGGAAGAUGAUAGCUGCGUCGGAGAUCUUCGGCAAAUUCCAACCUCUUCCUCAAUUGCCGUCCUAUCUCUCGAGACGCCGACGAUAUGUGAAAGGCGUCUUGUCAUCAGGCAGCCCUCGCUCUGACUCUGCUCGAGAUCCUGCAGACGCGGACGGAAGGAGUGAUACGCUGGAGAUGACUCAGGAGUCUUUCAAGUCUGACUCAGGAGUGUCGCCACAGUCGAGCUCGUCGGUCCAACCUCCGCAGGUGGUGGAUGUCUCUCAGCAAAGCCCUGGCGCCGACUGCAGUGGCUUCGAGCAUUGGCCUGCGAAACCGCUCUCGCGAAAGGCUUCCCAUAGUGCAGGCGACACUAACGAGUCGAAAGCACAGCAGCAACUAACGAAGGGCGGUAAACCCCUGAAGUUUAGGGCUUUUUACCCCAGCCCCCCUUCCUCAGCAGCCAUGUUCAACCGGGAUUCUCCGAUCCGACCGGAAAGUCAGUUGUAUCCGAAAGACCUCCUCUCGAACCAUCUGUUCAGCCGUAUGCUCCACUGGGCCAUUGAAGCAAACGAUCUGCUGGCUAUCAAAGUCAUCAUGCGAUCCUACAUGGAGGCAGCUCUGUCACAUCAAUCACUUUUCGUACGACAAGUGGUGAUCCGACAUCAAGAGGCUCUCGAGCGUCUGGAGCAAGAGACACAGUCUGGUGGUGACCCGGUAACGGAUCCUUAUGAUUGGAUUACGGAUCUUCAACCCCCCAAGACAUCCGUCGUCGUUGCGAACAUCCUUCAAGUCCGAUCGGUGGCACGGGAACGUUAUCACACAAAGCGUUAUAAACCGACUUCAUUGCUGGCGUUCAUUGACCGAAUGGUUCGUUCAGCCUUGGCGAGAUUAAAAGAGGAACAUGUCCUGUUGACUGGCCGGCAACCUCUGAAGGAGCGUAUAACCCCUGGUCAAUACCACAUGACCAUGUACAGGACGCCGAUUUCGAAUCCUGAUGCGCCUCUCGCUACACUGUUCAGUGCCCCUCCAUCUUUCACUUUGUCGUCCGAGGACGCUGGAUCUGUCCAGUACCGUGAUCGUGUCCGCUUUGCCAAUGUCAAACGAGGAGACGAACCCAUCGACGUGAGAUAUCACUGUGAUCGAUUACAUGAUGUGAUCAACAUGCUGCAGAACAUUGAUAAUACAUCGAAGGAGCAGCACGGGGUGAUACGACAUGCCAUCAAGAGGCGAGCAGCGCAUGCCAAGGAGGUCAAGCAUAGGGCUUUGUGGAUACAGCAGAUGAUUGACCAAGAACGACAAUCGUCAUUGUGA
Kockovaella imperatae is the source of this 2613-nucleotide messenger RNA. RefSeq lists its product as hypothetical. NCBI's taxonomy places the organism in Eukaryota, Fungi, Basidiomycota, Tremellomycetes, Tremellales, Cuniculitremaceae. The coding region runs from base 1 to 2613 and encodes 870 amino acids. The record is from RefSeq and is a predicted model, not a curated record. The transcript has 2 exons.